AAAAAUGAGAUCUGAUUUGCAACUAACAACCAUACUUUAUUUUGAGACUGUGUGCAGGCUCAUGGGAAGGGAAAUUAAAUAUUGACCGAGGACAAUGUCUGUAUUUCUCAGUAACCUAACCAAUGACUCUAGUCUAUGGAAAGUGAAUCAGAAUUCGACCGAUCUUUUAAAUCCACCAGCAACUCUGAACAUCUACCUUUUCAGCCUGACAUGCUUAAUGACCCUCGCAGCCCUGGCAGGCAGCAUCUAUUCGCUAGUUUCCCUGCUGACAACGCAGAACCGAACGGUUGUGUCCCUGCUCGUGGCGUCCUGGUCCGGGGAUGAUCUCCUGAGCGUCCUGUCGGUGACCAUCUUCCUGUUCUUGCAGUGGCCGAACGAGGUCUUGGGCUACGUCCAGUCUCUGUGCACCAGCUCUGCCUUACUCUACCUGUGCCAGGGCCUCUCCAGCAACUUGAAGGCGACUCUGCUAGUCUCGUACAACUUUUACAUGAUGCGCAGGACGGAUGGAGGGAGCCGGGCGGCCUCCAGGAGACCCGGCCAGGUGCUCGGCGUGGCCCUGGCCGUGUGGGCAGCCAGCCUGCUGCUCGCCGCGCUCCCGCUGUGCGGCUGGGGCGCCUUCGUGCGCACGCCCUGGGGCUGCCUGGCCGACUGCUCCAGCUCCUACGUGCUGCUGCUCUUCGCCGUGUACACCUCGGCCUUCGCGCUGCUCGCCGGCCUCUCGGUGCCGCUCAUUCACCAGCUGCUGUGCUCAGAGGAGCCGCUGAGACUCUACGCCAACUACCAGGAGAUUUCCCGCGGAACUUCCACCCCUGGGACCCCCCCAACAACCGGGGAGAGAGUGCUCUCCCUGUGCCCGGAGGAUGCUCUGGGCUCUGCCUUGAGUGGCUUUGCGGGAUGCUCCCCGAGCUCGGACGCCGCGGUGCUGGGGCCGGGGCCGCCGGGGAGGGUGGAGCCAGAGCUCGGGCCGGGGCUCAGCGCUGCCGCUGGGGCUGGAGCCUGCAGGCGUGAGGACCCGGACACUCUCUAUGGCACCAGGAGCUUCACCGUGAGCACGGCGCAGAAGCGCUUCUCUUUGAUCCUAGCGCUGACCAAAGUCACCCUCUGGCUCCCCAUGAUGAUCCACAUGGUGGUCCAGCACGUGGUGGGUUUUCAGAGCCUUCCCUUCGAGUCACUCAGCUUUCUACUAACGCUGCUGGCCACCACUGUAACUCCCGUGUUUCUCUUGUCCAAACGCUGGACCCACUUGCCCUGUGGGUGCAUCAUCAACUGCAAGCGGGAUGCAUAUGCAGUGGCAUCAGAUGGGGGGAAAACCAAGAGAAGCUGCUUUGAAUUCAAUCUAUCAUUUGAACAAAGUUAUGGAAUUUAUAAAAUAGCAUAUGAAGAUUACUAUGGUGAUGAUGAAAAUUCUACAUCCUAUCACAAUUUCAUGAACUAUGAAUGUAAAACUCCAAAAGACUCUCAGAGAGGCACUCCUAAUGUCUUCAGUGCCAUAAAAGUGGAAAUCAGCACUCCACCCUCCCUGGACAGCUCUACACGUAAAGGCAUUCACAAGUAUACGAAUACUGAUAUUAUAGAGGCUAACCAGGAUUCCCACAAUGAAAAGGGCAUUGACCCUCUGCUCUUUGAAAAAACAGGUGAUAUUCACUAUGAAGAAACCGCCUUUUUGGAAGGGCCAGAAAGAAGACUUUCUCAUGAGGAGAGUCAGAAACCAGACCUUUCAGACUGGGAAUGGUGUAGGAGUAAAUCAGAAAGAACUCCUCGUCAGCGUUCCGGUGGUGGCCUUGCCAUUCCCUUGUGUGCGUUUCAGGGGAUGGUGUCGCUCCAGGCCCCUACAGGGAAAACGCUAUCUCUUUCUACCUAUGAGGUGAGCACAGAAGGACAGAAGAUAACCCCAGCCUCUAAGAAAAUAGAAGUCUACCGAUCCAAAAGUGUUGGUCAUGAGCCAAACUCAGAAGAUUCUCCAUCCACGUUUGCGGACACCAGUGUGAAAAUACAUUUGGAGGUUCUUGAAAUUUGUGACAAUGAAGAGGCCUUGGACACUGUGUCCAUCAUUAGCAACAUCAGCCAGUCCUCCACACAGGUCAGGUCUCCAUCCCUACGCUACUCACGGAAAGAAAACAGAUUUGUUUCAUGUGACUUAGGAGAGACAGCCUCGUAUUCUCUCUUUUUACCCACAAGUAAUCCUGAUGGUAAUAUCAACAUCUCCAUCCCAGACACCGUGGAAGCACACAGGCAGAACAGCAAAAGGCAGCAUCAAGAGAGGGAUGGUUACCAAGAGGAAAUCCAAUUGUUAAACCAAGCUUACAGGAAACGAGAGGAAGAAAGUAAGGGUAGCUAGUGUCUACCCAAGUAGUUGUUUAGUACAGGCAAGAAUGGUGCCUCGCCUUCACACUGCUAACCUAACACCUUUGUUUUCCGGCUAUUUGAUUUCCUUUUUCAUUUGUUGGUUUACAUAAGCUUUACAGAAAUGCUAGUUAAUUAUUUGUACUGCAAACAGCUGGAAAUAAUGCAAACAUUUAAGUGCUUUUGAUGUGUUGCUUUAAUGAUCACACACUGAUAAUUAAAAGAUUUGUUUCUUAUCCAAGUUCUAAAAAAUUUUUCCAAAUCAAACCUUGGCCUAGUUUACUAAUGUUCUGCCUAUGUUUGUAAAAAAAUAUAUAUAUUAUAUAAGCUUAAUGAGUAUAUUGUUCCCAUGCACGUUUCUACACAUAAUGUUGGGCUUUAAACUGCAAGGGGGGAAAAGGCAUUUAGGGAAUGAAAGAAACGUAGCAAAACUCUUGAGUUGUGUUGGAAGAAGCUUGCCAAAAUGUGAUUAGCAAAGCAAGCUUAGUACAGUUUCAGCUUUAACUUUGCACUGAUGUCUUGAAAAUAUAUUCUUGUGUAAAACUGCAAAUUAACUUCCAACUUCAAACCACGCAUGUCCCUAAUCCGUAAAUAGUUGUGUCCUUCAUUUCUAUAAAAUACAAAUUGUUUACUGAAUUUUUAAAUUUUCUCUCUUUAAUAUAACAGUAUUUCCUUUCCAUCUUUUCAGUAUGUCAAGACUGCCCUUAAAACAAAUACUCUCUGUGUUACAAGUGGAACUGCAAAUGAUCUUUAACUGAAACAUUAUUAGGAAAGAUGGUAAAUAUAAACUUCAUCAUUUCUAGAACUGAUUACUUUAUUUGAAUGCAAAUUGAGGGAAAACUGCCAAAUUAAUUUCUGUGAAGUACACCCAACUAGACUAACAAAAUUUCUGGGUAAAGCAGAGGUAAAUCCUCUAAGUCCAAAACAAAAGUGUCUGUUCCUAAAGCUGCAGAUUUGACAAACUUUCUUAGCCAUUCUUGAAGCACAGAAAUUUUUAGUUCAAAUGUUAUUCCAACUUUAGGUGCUUUUUACUUUCUUUCUCAAAGAUGUGAGUAUUUCAAAGCAAAGAAACAAUUCAAUAUAUUUUAUUAAAUGAUUGUUAGGUACAUAUGUCAAGACUAAUGAAAACCAAUAUUUAAAGAACAUGAGAAUUUGAU
Messenger RNA from Pipistrellus kuhlii (Kuhl's pipistrelle), 3500 nucleotides. It is a transcript of the gene GPR149, whose product is annotated as G protein-coupled receptor 149. Gene Ontology annotation, cellular component: neuron projection. Bases 95 to 2338 code for a protein of 747 amino acids. Lineage: Eukaryota; Metazoa; Chordata; Mammalia; Chiroptera; Vespertilionidae. Gene Ontology annotation, molecular function: G protein-coupled receptor activity; neuropeptide binding. The record is from RefSeq and is a predicted model, not a curated record. Gene Ontology annotation, biological process: neuropeptide signaling pathway. The transcript is spliced from 4 exons.